Anolis carolinensis (green anole) is the source of this 3756-nucleotide messenger RNA. RefSeq names its product meteorin-like protein. The record is from RefSeq and is a predicted model, not a curated record. Gene Ontology annotation, molecular function: hormone activity. The transcript is spliced from 4 exons. Lineage: Eukaryota; Metazoa; Chordata; Lepidosauria; Squamata; Anolidae. Bases 1345 to 2244 code for a protein of 299 amino acids.
GAAUGAUGACGUCGUUAAUUAUAUAUUCUGAUAUAUAAGCCCACCAGGUUUCUACAUCCCAUUUUGUAUCAUCCCUCCAUCCUCGAGCUAUUGUGGCUUGUAUUCCAGCUGUCAUAUAUUUUAGAAUCUCUGUCCAAUUAUUGUUAUCUUCCAUUACCUUUACUGUGAGAGACAUGUAUCUAGCUUUGUCCCAUAUUAAUUCUUUCCCUAUUAUUUCUUCCAUUAUUUUUCUUAUUUUUCUAUAAAAGUUCUGAAUUUUUCUACAGUCCCACCACAUGUGGGAAAAUGUACCUAUUUCCCCACAGUUGUGCCAACAUUUAUUUGAAGUAUUUCCCGUUAUGUGUGCUACUUGCAGUGGGGUUCUGUACCAUUUGGAUAUUAUUUUCCUUUGGGUUUCUUUAAUCCUUAUAUGUUUAAUUUUAUGAAUAUUGUCAAUCCAAGUCCCAAUUAAUUUCUCAGUAAAGUUUUUUUUCCUGUUUCCAAUUAUCUAUAAUGGUUAUUUUUGUAUUGUAAGUUAAUGUGAUUAGUUCAUCAUACAAUAGCCCAGUUAUUCCUUUAUCUAUUUCUAUUUUCCUUUUAAUUAUUCUAUCCAGUGGGGUUUCAACUACUUCUCUUCUUUUCAUGGCCUGGGCUUUACUGGACAGACCUAACCAUGCUAUCCAGUUCCCUUGACCACAUUUAUCUUUUAUUUAAUCCCAAUUUACUAUUUCUCCUUUGGGAUUCAUGAUGUCCCACAUUUGACUAAUUUGUUUGCCAGAAGAUCAUAGGGGACUUUGUCGAAGGCCUUACUGAAAUCCAGAUAGGCUACAUCCACGGCAUUCCCUGCAUCUACCUGGGAUCCGAUCCUGGGAUAUAGGUGUUAGGAAUUCGGGGAUUUGAAGUUCAAAACAUCUGCAGGGCCAGUUUGCGCAUGCCUGGUGUAGACUCGUAUAAUCCAAUUCAAAGCAGAUAAUCUGGGAUUAGAUCCUGGGAUGUAGGGUAGUGUAGACCCAGCUUCAGUCUCCAAAUAUCUACCAUUACAGAAGCUUAAGUGAGCAUUAAGAAUACAGUUGAGUUUAGACACUCAACGCAAAGGGGCGCACAAGAAAACUGUACUGAGUCCACCGCUGGUUAGAGGGGCAACCCAGGCAGGCCUCAGUGCUUGAGUUGUGUAGAUAAGGCCGGCGAAUCAACGGGAGCGAGAUUGGAAACCAGCGGGGGCAUCUGUCAACUCAAGCCCGGCUUGAAAGGGGCGUGGAGGGAGAAGGGGGGGAGACAGACCCCUUCCUCUCUUUGCCCUGGAGAAGCGGCGCCACUUCGGGCCUGUCUCGGAGGAGAGAGCCAGGCGGGCGGCCAAGUGCCUGGAUGUCCCCGGGGCGAGAAAGCGGGCUUCCCAGGCAGCAGUGGGCCUGGAUCCUGCUCUUCCUCCUCCUGCUGCUGCUCUGGUCCGGCGCCGCUGACGACUGCAGCUGGAAAGGGAGUGGCUUGAGGUGGGAGCCCCAUUCCCGUGCUGUGGAGCAAGUCCACCUCCGCUGCACGGAGGGAUUCCUGGAAUGGAUGUACCCGGCAAGAGCCCUUCGUGUCAUCCUGGAGCCCAACCUCUCCAGCGCUCCGCACACCACCAUAUGCAUCAAGCCAUCCAAUAACUUUCAAGGAGCCAACAUUUAUGUGGAGCGGGAUGGGCAGCUGCAUUUGUUGGUGGCUGACAAUGAGGAGCCCCACCUGCACCACGUGUCCUGCUUCAGCAGCCCUGCCCCUCAGCGGGUGGCCCUUUUCCUACAGGCCAGUCCUCAGAGCGACAUCAGCCGCAAGACUGCCAGUUUCCAGUAUGAAUUGCUGAGCAACCAGAGUGCCACAGGCCCAGACCUACAGAAAAUGCCCCUUAUAGAAGCCAUGUGCCGCCCGUGUGACAACAUGGAGCUCCUCAUGGCCAUUUGUAGCAGUGAUUUUGUGGUGAGAGGAUCAAUCCAAAAUGUUAUGCAUGAUUCAGAGAACCACAUCUCUCAGGUUGAUGUCGACGUACAGCAAGUCUACAGGCAGAAAAAUCAGAUCUUCCAGCAAGAUAAAGCAACUAGAGAGUGGCGGGGAUCCAUCAAAACCUUGCUGCAAUGUAAAGUGAAGAAAGGCAGAGGGGACUUCCUCUUCACAGGCAAUGAACACUUUGGUGAAGCUUGGUUGGGUUGUGCACCAAGAUUUAAAGACUUCGGAGCUGUCUAUCACAUAGCCAGAGAGAAAGGAGCGAAUCCCUGUGAGUUUCAUUUUUGACAGAUGAAGCAAUAUCUGUCAUAACCAUGAAUAUUGAUUUCAGAUUAUUAUUAUUUUGUAUAGAAGAAUGACAUUGAUUCUGAGAUAUGUGUCUGUGUCUUCAAGCCAACUAGUAAGGGCAGGUUGGUAUUGGGAAGAUUUGACUUUGGGUUUCCCCUAUGUCAGAGAUUCAAAUCUUGGGCAUGCUAAGUUCUUCUCACCACAGUUCCCAGUCUGUAAAAAUGGGAAUAGUGUGGCCUACCUCACAGGGCUGUUGUGAGGACAAACAAUAAAGAAUGGAAAGCACUUUGCAAAUUAAAGGAAAAGGGCUGGAAAAUACUGAAUGAUGACUGACUCACCUCUGAAAUUGCAAGAACAUGUUCUGCAUUCCACAUCAAAAAUCCUGAAUCUUCAUGCAAUGCAACUCCAUAUGGCAGUGUUUCUAAACCUGGGGGUUGGGACCCCUGGGGAGGGGGUCCCAAGGAGGGGUCAGAGGAGUCAGCAAAGACCAUCAGAAAACAUAUUUCUGAUGGUCUUAGGAACCCGUUUGGCAGAGAAAGCUGAAGAUCUCUCCGCUUGUCCGUCUCUUCCUUUUAGGGAAUAGACAAUUAAUCCUCCCAAAUUUGUGCCAAAUUUGGUCCAGGUCCAUCGUUGUUUGGGUUAACAGUGCUCACCAGAUGUAGGUGAACUACAUCUCCCCUAAAUCACUGUCAAUUCCUCCCAAAUCCCUGCAGUAUUUUCUGUAGGUCAUGGGAGUUCUGUGUGGGAAGUUUGGCCCAAUGCUAUCAUUGUGGGGUUCAGAAUGCUCUUUGAUUUUAGGUUAACUAUAAGUCCCAGCAACUACAACUCCCAAAUGUCAAGGUCUAGUUUCCCCAAACACCACCACAUUUGGGCAUAUUAAGGAUUUGUGCCAAAUUUGGUCCAGAUCCAUCAUUGUUUUGAGUCCACAGUGCUCUCUGGAUGUAGGUGAACUGCAACUCUAAAAUUCAAGGUCAGUGCCCACAAAACCUUCCAGUAUUUUAUGUUGGUCAUGGGAGUUCUGUGUGCAAAGUUUGGUUCAAUUCAAUCAUUGGUGGAGUUCAGACUGCUCUUUGAUUGUAGGUGAACUAUAAAUCCCAGCAACUACAACUCCCAAAUGACAAAAUGAACACCCCCAACCCCUCCAUUAUUCAAAUUUAGGUGUAUCAGGUAUUUACACUGCCAUAAAAAAAUCCAGAUUAUCUGAUUUGAACUGGAUUAUAUGACUGUGUAGACUCAUAUAAUCCAAUUCAAACCAGAUGUAGAUUAUCUACUUUGGUAAUCUGCAUUAUAUGGCAGUGUUGAAGGGGGCUCACUCAGAAAGCAGCUGUGAAAAUUAAAAAACUGAUGGAUUUUUUUACUCAUUGGUGAAAAGGAAGGAUCUAAAUGUAGCUAAUAAAUAAUUGAUUCCAAGUAGUACUUCUGUCUGGAGGAUAAUAUAUAUAGUACUUGUUUGUGGAGAUGUGGAGCUUCUAAGUGAAUUGCCAUCUCAAAUAAAGCAAACGUCUAUCUGCU